Molecule: messenger RNA, 453 nt
Organism: Epithele typhae
Lineage: Eukaryota; Fungi; Basidiomycota; Agaricomycetes; Polyporales; Epitheliaceae
Product: heme peroxidase
Exons: 2
Biological process (GO): response to oxidative stress
Molecular function (GO): peroxidase activity; heme binding
Source: RefSeq, a predicted model, not a curated record
GACCACCGUGUCGAGCCCACGAUCUAUGGCAGUCCCAUCGACUCGAUCCUGUCCGACUUCGACACCCAGUUUUUCGUCAAGACCCUCCUCAAGGGCGUCCUAUGCAUGCCCGCAGCGCCCAACGUCACCACGCUCGCCAGGGGCGAGGUCCUCUCGCCACUCCCCGGCGAGCUCCGCCUCAACUCGGACCUCGAGCUCGCCCGCGAUCCGCGCACCGCGUGCGAGUGGCACUCAUUCGCCACGAACCAGAAGCUGAUGGUCACUCGCUUCUCGGCGGCCACGAUGAACAAGAUGACCACGCUUGGCAGCCACGUCCCCGAGUCGCUCGUCGACUGCUCCGAGGUCAUCUCCGUGCCCAAGCCUCCCUCGGGGUCUCAGAAGGCGCGCCUCCCGGCGGGCAAGACGCAGAAGGACAUCGAGGCAUUAUGCGCCCCCGGACCCGCCCUCCCCUCU